This is a messenger RNA of Gilbertella persicaria, 724 nucleotides long. RefSeq names its product ribosomal protein L23/L15e core domain-containing protein. The record is from RefSeq and is a predicted model, not a curated record. Gene Ontology annotation, biological process: translation. The transcript has 2 exons. The coding region runs from base 251 to 643 and encodes 130 amino acids. Lineage: Eukaryota; Fungi; Mucoromycota; Mucoromycetes; Mucorales; Choanephoraceae. Gene Ontology annotation, cellular component: ribosome. Gene Ontology annotation, molecular function: structural constituent of ribosome.
AAUCUACUUUUAUAUGGAACCAAAUGAAAAUCUUAUUCCAUAUGGGGGGGUACUCAAAAUAAAAAAAAACUGGCACCAAGCAUUCACAAAAGUCGUAUUUGAUUGGUUGCGGAGUUGAAUACAAUAAGUGAAUGAGAGAGAGGGGGGGUAGAAACAGAGGUGAGAAAGAAGCCCAAAUUGGGGGAGCUAUGGGUGAAGAGUGGACGAGAGAGGCGAAAUUGAAACAAACCCUCUUUCGAACUGACCUAAUAUGGCCGACGCUACUGUCACUAUCAGAACUCGCAAGUUCCUCACCAACCGCUUGCUUCAACGUAAGCAAAUGGUUGUCGAUGUCAUUCACCCUGGCCUCGCCAACGUCUCUAAGGACGAACUCCGUACCAAGAUUGGUAAGAUGUACAAGGCUGACAAGGAAGUUGUCUCUGUCUUUGGUUUCAAGACUCACUUUGGUGGUGGAAAGACCACUGGUUUCGCUUUGAUCUACGAUAACGUUGAAGCCUUGAAGAAGUUCGAACCCAAGCACCGUCUUGUCCGUAUUGGUCUUGCUGAAGCUCCCAAGGGUGGUCGUAAGCAACGUAAGGAAAAGAAGAACCGUGAAAAGAAGUUCCGUGGUGUCAGAAAGUCCAAGAAGCCCAGAAAGGAGUAAAUUGAAUUUGAUCUAUCAUAAUACAAAUGUUUCUUUUUUGGAUAUCAAUGAAAUGGUUUAUAUAUAUAUAUAUAUAUAGAG